This is a messenger RNA of Bolinopsis microptera, 2365 nucleotides long. RefSeq names its product liprin-alpha-2-like. Gene Ontology annotation, biological process: neuromuscular junction development. Gene Ontology annotation, cellular component: presynaptic active zone. The transcript is spliced from 21 exons. The record is from RefSeq and is a predicted model, not a curated record. The coding region runs from base 77 to 2005 and encodes 642 amino acids. NCBI's taxonomy places the organism in Eukaryota, Metazoa, Ctenophora, Tentaculata, Lobata, Bolinopsidae.
UAUAGUAAACAUGACCAGAAGUAAAGCUUAGGGUGUUUGUGUUGAGGUUUUCUCUGCAGAGUAGUGCAGUAGCAAUAUGAGCCUGUUGGAUGUGAUGCCAAUAUUGGACGAAGAAGCUGAAGAUCAAGAAGAGGAUGAACACAGUGUCCACAUGUCGGAAGGAGGGCAGCGUGAGAGUUAUGAAGACCUCAGACUCAUGCUCAGCGAACUUCUCGAUGAGAAGGAGAGACUUACUCAAGAGAUUAACGAUAAAAACGAUGAGAUGGAUGAAGCAAAGCUGACAAUGGAAGAUAUUGCCAUUGUCAACAAGCGCCUCUUAAAGAAACUGAAUUCAAUGCCUGAGAAAGUUAAGGAGUUAUACAACGAGAUAGUGAGCGACCAAUUCAACCCUGCUCAAGCUAAGAAGACACCCUUAGAAGAGGACUACCAGAAAGUGACGAAAGAGUACAACAAUCUACUCCAAGAGUUGGAUCUAAAGGAUGAGGAUAUCCACGAUUUGAAGGCUGAGCGUGCGAACAUAAAGUUGUUGUUGGAGCACCUCGAAUGUUUGGUAGCUCGACACGAGAAAGUACUACGAGUGACAGUUGUCAGACGACAGCAGCAGCCUAGCGGGGUUAGCAGCGAGGUGGAGGUGCUCAAAGCUCUCAAAUCUCUCUUCGAACACCACAAAGCUCUCGAUGAAAAGGUGCGUGAGAGAUGCCGAAAGGUAACCGAAGAGAAACAGGGAAUGGAGGAGAAACUGGCACACAAAGAUGAGGAAUGUGAGGCUCUGAAGAACAUUGUGAUUGCAGCCCAGAAGGAUGGCAACAUCAACGGGCUCAUCAGUGCUGCUGAUAGCAACCUUCUUUUGUCUAAGUGCACAAAGUGUGAAGAAGGAACGAAGAGACUAGUAGAGACACAAGAUGAGUUGGAGCAGAGACUGGCUGAGAUGGAGGACCUCUAUGCUCAGCGAGACGAAUGUCUCGAUAGGAUAACAGAGAUGGACGAGGAAUACAACUUGAUCUCACAAGAUCUCGACAACAGCCGGGAGAUACAAAAACAGUUAUCUAACGAGGUUGAACAGCUGCAUGAUGCGCACGAGGGACUACAGAUCGCGUACCGGGAAUUGAGCGAGGAGCGGGAUCUGCUUCUUGGUGAACGGGACAUGAUCAUGGCAGCCAAGUCAGAAGAAUCAACCCCCGAAUCAGUUCCAAUAUCAAUAACGGAGUACAACGAGAUAAAAAAGAAACUUGAAAAUUACAGUGAAAUUGAGCAAGAGCUCUACACGGCCAAGAAAAAUCUAUCCAAGGUAAGAGAUGAAGACGACAAAGUGACGAGGUUAUCAGAGACAAUAGAGGAGCUGCUCCAGGAGAGUAACACUCAGCAGCAAACUUUCAGGGAAGAGAAGCAAAACUUGAUCAACGCCAGAAAUAAUCUACAAGAUGAACUUGAGACCUUAAGAGCUAAAAGUGCUAGUUUUGAAGAUGAGAAGGGGAUCAUGGUAGCUGAGCUGCAUGGGUUACGUGCGGUUAAUGCCGAGAUGCUCAAAUACAACAAAACCAAGGUAAUAACGACAGGACCUUUCUCGGCUACACAGAGCGAGGGACAACACACAGCUGAGGAGAGAGUCAGUGAUAACAACCGACACAACCGUCCCUCACUCAAGAUUCCUCCCAACAACGCGACCCCGGUUACCCCGGUUACCCCGGCUACACCUGAUAAAACGAACCCCACCACACCAUCCGUUCCUCUUACUCCUACUGCAACCAGGCGUUCUGCUAGUGUCGGCAGAUCCAGUUCCUUCACGAAGAGGAGAGAUCUCCAGCGAAGGGGUUCCUCAGACGCAACCAAAUUCAACGAGACAAUGGUCCAUAACCACACUGAGUCAGAGAUACUGGAGAACGAGUUCAACAAAAACUUCUUCAGCGGCGAUAUCUAUCACCAGGGUAAAUACAUCCCACUGGACAAGGGAUCUGAACAAAAAGAACCCGUCUCCCAAAUCUCUAAAAAGAGAAGCUACUACUAAAGCUGCUGUUGAGUCACUCGAUGGGGAGUUGAAGGACGCGUUUGCUGAUCUUCUGAGUCUACACCCUCCGGAAGAGGAUGCUGCUGUAGAAAUUAACGGUAGAGCUAAUGGCGAUGUGGGGAGCCUCGCCUCGGAUUCUGGAGAAAGUUUCUCAAACAGAGACUCAAACAGAGACUCGAUGUCAUCUGCUGCAAGUUUGGAAAGUUCGAGAUCAUCCUCAAAUUACAUCCCUCACUCUCGGAGUAGCUCGGAGAUUGUUGACCUGUCUCAAGAUGAUAUCGAGCUAGAUGGGAGUGAUACUCUGCGAAGGAAACGUCACACGGGAGGGAGUCUAAAGGGAACUAUAAAACGAGUGUUUGG